This is a messenger RNA of Mycena citricolor, 306 nucleotides long. The record is from the annotation of a GenBank genome assembly. Lineage: Eukaryota; Fungi; Basidiomycota; Agaricomycetes; Agaricales; Mycenaceae.
AUGUCCACCGCGCGAGUGAUCACCUCCUCGAACCUGCGCUACUUCGUGCCCAGGAAUACCAGGAAACACUUGCCAGUGUACACCGACUUCCGCAGCCGUGGAGCUCAGUGCUUCAUCAUCAUAAAAAACAUACAGGGACACACGCCGGCCCUCGCCCAGGAACUUACAACCUCCCUGUUUGAGGCCGAGGACCCGUCCGCGGGCUUUAUGCGUGUGGAGCAGCACCCCAACCGCGUAGUCAUCAAAGGAGCGCGUCCGCAUUGGAAGGACCGCGUCGUCGAUUUUCUGCGAGAACGCGGGUUCUAG